GAGCUAACGUGCGUCUGACGUCACAUGUUGGGCUUGUGUGCGGGUGUCAAGUCGCCUCUUCAUGGACAGGUGAAAGAAUGGGCUAUUUCUACCUCUUCCCGCUCGUCUGCGUCGUAUUCCUGCCAUUAUGUUAUUCCUCAGAUUACUGCGAGUACCCUCUCCUAGAUGAGGCAUCACUAAGCGCAUCAUCUGAGUUACACACCAGAGAGGCAGACAAGGCCACAUUGUACGGAGAGCUAGCAUGGUCAGCCCAAGAGAAUAACUACUAUCAGUAUCUUAGCGUGGAGUUUCAGGAGAGGCAGAAUGUGACUAAGAUAGCCACUCAGGGUAAACAGAACACAAGAGAGUAUGUCACCGAGUACAUUUUACAGUACUCAGACAAUGAGGAUGUGUGGAUUACUUACAGGGAUUAUUCAGGUCACGCGAAGGCCUUCCCUGGCAACAAGGACGGCAACACUGUGGUCACCAAUCUGCUCGAGACCCCAAUUAUUGCACGCUACAUCCGCAUCAAGCCCUCAAGAUGGAGGGACCGGAUCUCCUUGCGGCUCGAGCUCUACGGCUGCUCCUACAAGCACGAUACAGUCAGCUUCCGCGGGAACUCCAUGGUGAUCAUGAACUUUCACCGUGUGCCUGUGGCCUCCUUGCGCGACGACAUUCGCUUCAGGUUCCGGACCACACACCCAGAUGCCAUGAUAAUGUACAGCCGUGGCACUCAGGGGGACUACCUCUCACUCCAGCUCGUGCAGAACAAGAUGGUCCUCAAUGUCAAUCUGGGUGCUUCAGCUCCCACCACAUCCCAAAGCAGCAACAUGUUGGCGAACAGCUUGGAAGCUGCACAAUCUGAAUUUGACAGCACUGAAGGAUGGGGGUCAAAAGUAAAGAGCACCUUUUCUGUGGGAUCACUCUUGGAUGACAACUCCUGGCAUGAUGUGGAGAUUCGCAGGGAGCAGAGGAACAUUACCUUCUUGGUCGACCGUGUCAGGAUUGACGACAUAAUCCAUGGUGACUUCAAGAGGCUGGAUCUUAAUAGAGAGUUUUAUAUUGGAGGUGUGCCAAACUUGCAACCAGGGAUGGUGGCAAGAGUGAACUUCACUGGCUGUAUAGAAAAUCUUUUCAUCAACGGCACUGCCAUUAUUCCUGAGAUGCGAGACGCUGACGAUUAUUACUCUUAUUAUUACCAACGUCCCAAGUACUCGAAGAUCAACAUUUCGAGCACGUGUCCUUAUGGAGACUCCUCUGACCUGACCAUGACCUUCCUGGAGCGAGAGGCUCAUCUCCGCUACCCAGCCUUUGAAGAUCAACGCUCCAUCAAUGUGUCUGUGGAGUUUAGGACCUACGAGGAGUCAGGCGUACUUAUCUAUCACAAGUUUUCUACAGCAGGCUACUUCAAGCUCUACUUGGAAGAUGGCAAAGUAAAAGUCGUGAUCUCUUCGGCAAAGACCCCAGGCACGGUUGUACUCGAUAACUUUGACAUCACUUACAAUGACGGCCAGUGGCACAAAGCCAUGUUCACGGUUUCUGAGAACAGCAUGGAACUCACAGUGGAUGAUGUCCCUAUGAAGACCACAAGGAUCAUCUCUGUAAUUUCUGGCAAAUACUUCCUUGUUGGAGGUGGAGUCUAUGGGUCGGAAGGCUUCCUUGGAUGCAUGAGACGUAUUUCAGUGCUGGGAUUCAUGCAGAAGCCCAAAGAAGAAGAACUAAGUGGUAAGCAAGGCAUUGUGUUGUCUGCUUGUCAGAUAAUGGAUCGUUGCAACCCUAAUCCUUGUGAACACCAUGGUCGUUGCAAGCAGAAUAGCAAUGAAUUUUUCUGUGAUUGUUCAGGAACAGGGUACUCAGGUGCCGUGUGCCACACCUCCUUGAACCCCAUUUCUUGUGCUGCCUAUGGAAUGCAGAAUCCUGGAUCCAAACGUGCUGAAGUUUUUAUUGACGUUGAUGGUUCUGGGCCUCUGGUUCCCUUCCCUGUCACAUGUGAAUUUUACAAUGAUGGCAAAGUGUACUCAUACCUGGGCCACAAGCAUGAGAUGACAACAACUGUGGAUGGCUUUGAGAGGAGAGGGUCGUAUGUGCAGAACAUCAUCUAUGACACUGAAAUGGAACAGAUUGAGAUCUUUGUCAACCGGUCUACCAAGUGCCGGCAGCGCAUUCAUUUUGAGUGCCUGAAGGCCAAGCUCUUUAACUCGCCUUCACCUGAGGAUCAGGACUUCCAGCCCUACACCUGGUGGGUCUCUCGCAACAACCAGCCCAUGGACUACUGGGGAGGAUCUCUGCCAGGGUCUCGGAAGUGCGAGUGCGGUCUCAUGGGCACCUGCGUUACUGGCAAAUGGUGCAACUGUGAUGCAGGCCUAGAGUCGUGGCUGUUUGAUAGCGGAGAGCUAUCUGUGAAGGAGCAUCUUCCUGUAAGACAGCUGCGCAUAGGAGACACGGGCUCACCCCUGGAUGGCAAGAAGGCACGAUUCACACUUGGACCUCUCAUAUGUGAAGGAGACAACAUCUUCGACAACGUGGUCACCUUCCGGAAAGCAGAUGCCACCAUAAACUUGCCACGAUUUGAUAUGGGGCAUUCAGGGGACAUUUACUUUGAGUUCAAGACCACGGGCCGCGAUGGAUGCCUGAUCCAUGCGAGGGGCCCGACAGAUUAUAUUAAGGUCUCCAUUGUGGGUGGCAUGCAGCUACAGUUCCAGUACCAGGCUGGUUCAGGGCCUAUGAGUUUGAGUGUCGAAACAGCCUAUGUUCUGAACGAUGACAAAUGGCACUCAGUGUUGGUUGAGCGAAACCGUAAGGAAUCCCGCAUGAUUGUAGACGGAGGCGGAAAGGCUGUGCUCAAGGAACCCAGUGGUCCCGUGCGAGCAAUACACCUGGAAUCGGACUUUGUUGUGGGAGCCACUUUGGAUUACCGAGAUGGCUUUGUGGGCUGCGUCCGCGCUCUGGUCCUCAACGGGGAACUGCAGGAUCUCAGGGGAAGAGCCGAGCGGGGAAUGUAUGGGGUUCAUGCAGGCUGUGUUGGGAAGUGCCAGUCCAACCCCUGCCUUAACAAUGGAACCUGCCACGAGGGCUAUGCCACCUAUGAAUGCGAUUGCCGCUGGACCGCCUUCAAGGGACCAAUUUGUGCUGAUGAAAUUGGUAUCAAGAUGCUAACAGAUACAAUGGUGAGAUAUGAGAUUCCUGGCACCUACAAGUCUACCAUUGCCGAGAAGAUCCGUGUGGGCUUCACCACCACUAACCCACGAGGAUUCCUCAUUGGGUUAUACUCCAACAUUACAGGAGAAUACCUCACCCUUGCUAUCUCCAACUCAGGUCACUUGAAGGUCACAUUUGACUUCGGCUUUGAGAGGCACGAAAAGGUCUACGGCAAGAGGACUUUCCACGAGGGACAGAACCAUGACGUCAAGCUCUACCGGUCGGACUCGGGGAGGAAGCUCACCAUGCAGGUCGACAACUAUGAGCCCAUCACCUGGACCUUUGAUGUGAAAGGAUCAGCUGACGCACAGUUCAACAACAUUCAGUACGUGUACAUUGGCAAGAAUGAGUCCAUGGCUGAAGGCUUCACUGGUUGCAUCUCGCGGGUGGAGUUUGAUGACAUCUACCCCCUUAAAUUCUACUUCCAGCAGGACCGACCCACAACCAUUACAGCUGCGUCAACCUCAACCAUAUUCGAAGACUACUGCGGCAUCGAGCCCAUACGAUAUCCGGAGGAGGAGACGGAGACGAGGCCGCCACCAGAAGUGUCAAAAGAAGUCCUUAUGGAACUCUACGCAGACAACUCGGCGGUCCUUGGAGGAGUUCUGGCAAUCAUUUUUAUUGCACUGCUGUGCAUGGGGUUCUUAAUUGGCCGAUACAUGGCACGGCACAAAGGUGACUACCAGACCCACGAGGCGGAUGGGGCUGAUGCCGCACCGGAUGCGGACUGGGCGGUGCAACACUCCAUGACGGGACACCAGGUCAAGAGGAACAUGGAAAUGUACAUCUAGACAACAGUGGCUUCAUGCCAUACGAAACGCAUACCGAGAAGAUAAACGAAAGAAAAUGUAGAGAUAAACUUCAAGAGUACAACACAAGUUCGAUUGUGUUAGGUGAGGCGCUUAGUGCACAUGAUCAUGUAGGUCACAAGCUAGAACUAUGAGGAAGGUUUAUCGUGAUGUAAAUUUUUAUUUUAUUUACUUAUUUAUGCAUAUUUAAAGAGAGUUGACACUGAGUAGAUUACUAUUAUUCAUAAAAUGCUUAUGAAGGAUUAUAGCAUAGUGAUUGAUCAUAAUUUAAGACAAUGAGGGGAAGAAAAUCCUUUCCAGACUAUCUUAUUUGAUUAUUUAUUAUUUAAUUAUUUUCUGUGGCAGUUCUUUCUCAAAAUAGGUUUGGGAACUGAAUCCUCCGCAUGCUAAACAUUUUGUUCAUAGACUGUUUAGCAGAUGUUUUCUUUUUUGUAAUGAUCAAUUCUGCAGGAAGGUCCCAGAAUUAGUUAUGAGUUAGCUGUAUGUGUUAAAGGUUGGUGAGAUUCAACAGUUGAAUAUCCGUUGGUGAUUAGCAUAAUAUCAGGGCUCUCGGGGUCUGAGCACAAGCGGGGGAAUACAAGAGCAUAUUUCUUUCUAAUUGAGGAAUGAAAAAGAGGUAUGCUUGGUAGAGUUGUCGGUUAGGAAUUUGCAGUGCUUGUGACUAAGGUAACAAGUUUGACAAGCUCGUAAUAUUUGUCAGGGAUAAGUAUUUGUGGAUUAAUUCUUUAUUGACUGAGCAUAGUACUUAAAUAAAUUAUGAAUAAUUGUGUAAAUCAAGAAUUACCAGUAUGUUUAUGCCUUCAUUUCUGAGUUUUUUAAGCAUCUUUCUGACAACUUUUCCCUUACGUCAGUCCAGUCCCCUUUAGAAAAUCUGAUGUUGCCUGUGUUUAGAUCUAAUGGUUCUUGUGCUGGUCAUGAAGGGUUUCCAACUAAUAUAAAAAGCCAAAGUUGUUACACUUCCAUUUUAUUUCUUUAUUAUUGAUAAGGUUUAUAUUUUAAGGAGUAAUCUUAAUGUUUUUCUGUCUACUUUUAUAUUUUAACCCCUAAAAGGAUGGCAUCUAUAAUAUUACAAGGAUAUAGGUGAACACAGGUCUCAGGCAGUGGGUUGCAGUUUGGGGGUAGAUUUGAUGUCUGGGCAGAAACUGGUUAUCAGAAAGCACUACCUGGCAUCUCUUGCCUCUUACCAGCAUGUUAGUUUUGCAUCAGGCUGUCAGUCAACUGCAGUGAGUGAAAAUGUUUUACUCAUCAACUGUAACUAGCCAUCCAUUUUGUUCUUUCUUAACUAUUAUAUACUGAAUAUUUUUACAAGACAGAACAUGUUUACCAAGAGUUGGAGAAAUAUGCUUUUGUGUGAGCAUUACAUUGUAGCCCCUUCAUCAGGGGUUGAAAUACAGAAUCUCAGUGCAUAAACAUAUAUAGCAAUAAGAAUUUUAUUUAUCAGUUGUUUUUCCUUCCGUCUCAUCUGUGAUCUUAAACUAGUUUUUUUUUUUCUAGAAUUGGCAUUUAUUUUAUUUUAUAUUUUUUAUUUUUAUUUUUUUAUAAAUUGCAAUAUGUUAGUGUAAAGAUCUGUUGGUUCACCUAAACAUUAUUAAAGCAUAACAGUCUUUACAGUAUUAAAUGUUUCCAUCUUUGUAAUUUAUGGAAGUAUUAUUAUAAGGUUGUGAGAUCAGCAUUAUGUUGUUUUAUGUAUAUUUUUUAUCAUAUUUUUAUCUUUACUUGCAACUGGUUUCUGUACAAGUAGCCACAUACAUGUUUGUGUACAUUGUCUCCAUUAGCUAUGAAUUGAGGAAUGUUUUAAUUGUUUUUCAUUGCUUUUUAAUUUGGAGAAUGCAUCACAAAAAGUCAUUUAACAGAGAAUAGCUCUUGGGUGUCAUUGCAAUCAUUGUCGGAGUGGUGUAGUUGUGAAAGCAGUGAACCUGAAGUUGUGGUCACAUUGAACCUGUCAGUUGGAUAACAAAAAAACUUUGCUCACAUUUUCUCUUUGGCCAUAAAUGUAGUGGAAUAAAUAGAUUUACUAUUUAUGAAGAUAAAGUGGAGGAAGGAGAAAAAUGUAGUUUCUCAUCCUCUGACACUCUGUCCCUCCAUAUUUACAAGGAUGCUGUUUGGAUGUGUUGAUUCAGUAUCAUGCAUGAGUAUUUAUAUUAAUGUCAUUAUUUUUUAAUUUGCUGCAAAAGCAUGAAUGGUCUGUUUGGAAUUGCCAAUGCCACAGUUACAGUAAUUUUUGUCAUUAGUUUUAAACAUAUUUAUUAAUUGUAGCUGUAACUGCAGUGACGAGAACUGCAGAUGUGGAGAAAAAAAAAAUAGCUUAACGGUUUUCAUAAGUGUUUAAUCAUGUGAGUUAUUAGUUGUUGGUUUUGUUUCAAUUUUAAACCUAAUUACAGAUGUUCACCUGUUUAUGAACUAACUUUAUCAAAUGUCAUACCUGUCUGCAAGUGUGUCUUUAGUAAGCAGAUUUUUGCAUUCAUGACGGAAAAGCAUUUGUUACUCAUCACAAAUAUUAGUUGCUUUAUGUAUGGAUUAUUUAUGUAAAAAUCAGAAAAACUGUAUUUGAUUCAUAUAUACAGAAUAAUUUAAUCUAUUAUAUAUAUGUGUGUGUGUGUGUUUAUAUAUACAAAUAUAAAUAUAUGUACUGCAUAUAUAUGUACAACAAGAAAUAUAUAUCUUCCUAUUGCCAAAGUAGAGAUGAUUUGACGGCUUGAGAAAAGAAAGGUCAUUCAGGACAAGAAAAUGAGCAAGAUGACUGUUCAUUAGCAAUUUAUUUUCUUAUUGCAUUUUCAUUCUUAGGUUUUGUUUUUUUAUUUUUAUUUAUAUGAUUUUUUUUUGUCAGUUUUUUUUAUCUGUAUUUUCCUCUCAUUGGUACCAUCUUAAAGUGGUUAGUGUAUUACAUUUUUGUUAUACAUUAAUGAACAGGAAGGCUUGUUUGCAAGUAACGAGGGAGAUUGUGUUGAUGUGUAAAGUCUACGGAACUUUACAAAGGCGAAGAAAUUAUUACUUCAGUGCAAUGCAGCAAAGAUUAAGAUCAUCCUCUGUACUUGAAGUACUCUGUAUAAUUGUAUGUUGUAUACCUCUAGUAAAUAUAUUUUGUACAAACUUUUAA
Molecule: messenger RNA, 7083 nt
Organism: Penaeus chinensis
Lineage: Eukaryota; Metazoa; Arthropoda; Malacostraca; Decapoda; Penaeidae
Gene: Nrx-IV
Product: neurexin-4-like
Exons: 24
Coding region: 78-3968 (1296 amino acids)
Source: RefSeq, a predicted model, not a curated record